Molecule: messenger RNA, 2426 nt
Organism: Pipra filicauda (Wire-tailed manakin)
Lineage: Eukaryota; Metazoa; Chordata; Aves; Passeriformes; Pipridae
Product: dimethylaniline monooxygenase [N-oxide-forming] 4-like
Exons: 9
Coding region: 373-2013 (546 amino acids)
Molecular function (GO): N,N-dimethylaniline monooxygenase activity; flavin adenine dinucleotide binding; NADP binding
Source: RefSeq, a predicted model, not a curated record
CACAGGCACUGCAGGAGGGGAUGAAUCAGGACAACCCCAGGCUGCUGCCUGGGCUGGGCCAGUGGCCAGCUGCGGCGUGGGAGCCCUUGCAAGCACGUUCCCUUUGGGAUUAUAGUCUGGAUUUUCACCCAGCAACGCCACGGGGAUGUUGAGAGCUUUCUUCCAGUGCGUUUAAGCACACGGGGUGGGGCAAUGCAGGCGUAAAGGUCAGUGGUGCAAGAGCCGUGGCGACCUGCCUGGACUUCAGCCUUCGCUUCAAAUCUGCGGCAGGAGAAACUUGAAGCAAAGUUCGGCCGAAGCCUGAGCAGCGAGGGCACGGCACUGUCCUGCAAGCUGCUCGCCCACGGGCCCGUUCCCCGCUGCAGGACAGCAAUGGUGCGGCGCGUGGCCGUCAUCGGGGCCGGGGUCGGUGGCUUGGCCUCUGUCAAGUGCUGCCUGGAUGAGGGGCUGGAGCCCACCUGCUUCGAGAGGAGCGAGGACAUCGGGGGGCUCUGGCGGUACACGGACUCCGUGGAUGGUACGAGAGUCAGUGUGUAUCGCUCUGUCAUUACCAACACCUCUAAGGAGAUGUCCUGCUUCAGUGACUUCCCCUUCCCGGAGGAUUUUCCCAAUUACCUACCCCACAGCCUCGUCCUGGAGUAUUUUCGGAUGUACGUCCGCCACUUCGAUCUCCUGAGGCACAUACGCUUCAAGACAACAGCUCUCAGUGUGAGAAGGCGCCCAGACUUUGCCACCUCUGGCCAGUGGGAGGUGGUCACCGAGACCGACGGUGUCCGUGAGUCCCACGUCUUCGAUGCCGUCAUGGUUUGCACCGGCCAUUACCAGGAGCCUUACUUACCACUGGAUUCUUUCCCAGGCAUUGGCACUCGCUUCAAAGGCCAGUACCUCCACAGCCAGGAAUACAGAGAUGUGGAGCCUUUCCGGGGAAAGCGGGUCCUUGUGGUCGGCAUUGGCAACACUGGUGGUGACAUCUCCGUGGAGCUGAGCCACGUGGCUGCCAAGGUGUUCCUCAGUGCCAGGAGCCACACGUGGGUGAUGAGCCGGGUCUCAAACCAUGGCUUCCCCUGUGACAUGGUCGGCACCACCCGCUUCAACCACUUUCUUGAUUGGCUUCUCCCAUCAGCCUUCACAAGGAGGAUCCGGUUUCGGAAGUUCAAUUCAUGGUUUAACCACACAAAUUAUGGGUUGGCUUCCACCAAAAGCUCCAAAUUUAAGGCGAUUAUCAAUGAAGAGCUGCCGUUCUGCCUCCUCUCUGGGACUGUUGUGUUGAAGCCAAGUGUGAAAGAGUUCACGGAAAGCUCUGCCGUUUUUGAAGACGGGACAACAGAAGAAAACAUCGACGUGGUGCUCUUUGCCACGGGCUACAUCUUUCCAUUUCCCUUCCUUGAAGAGUCAGUUCGCAGCCUCAUUGACGACAACCGUUCCCUCUAUAGACGCAUCUUCCCUCCCCAGCUGGAAAAGCCGACACUGGCCAUCAUUGGCUUGGUCCAGCUGACCGGCUCGAUUAUGGUGGGAUCAGAAAUGCAGGCUCGCUGGGUGACGGGGAUCUUUGCAGGUUGGAACAAGCUCCCUCCUGCCAGCAGGAUGAUGGCUGAUGUUUUGAAGAAGAAGCCUCCAGCCAAAAGGAAUCCAUCCGAGAGGGAGAACCUGAAGAUGAGUUUUAUCGGCUACACGGAUGAAAUCGCUGCCUGUGCUGGUGUGAAGCCCAGCGUGCUGAGGCUGCUCCUGACGGACCCCAGGCUGGCCCUGGCCAUCUUCUUCGGGCCCUGCACGCCCUACCAGUACCGGCUGGUGGGACGAGGGGCAUGGAGUGGGGCCAGAGAUGCCAUCCUGACGCAGUGGCAGCGGACACUGAAGCCCUUGAGGACUCGCAUGGUGGAUGAAGAUUCCGACCGCUCGUCCGGCUGGUGCUGGAUGUGCCUCCUGGCCCUGCCUGUGGCUCUCACAGCAGGUUUCCUCCUUUCUAAACACCCCCAGCUGGGCUGUAGGCCCUGGGCAGGUCCCCAGCUGUAGGAGAAACCCAGUGAGCCCCAGCCCCAGGUGAGCUGGGGACAGUGUGAAGCCGUGUUGCUGCCGGGUGGUGGCCUGGCACUGAUAGCAGCCUGGAUGCCAGGAAUGUCUAGUGUCCAUCUACCUCCUGCUGAUGUUUCACACCCACCAAGGGCCGUAUGGAACGUUCACCCCAAACCUGCUGUGCUCCACACCAGCACCAGGCUGGAUCUCCAGAGGGCUUUUUAAAGAGCCAUUUUGGGAUGAACUGGCGGGCACAAGGCCAGGCUUCCUCCCUCCCCUUGCUCACCCAGAGCUUCCUCCAUAAAAUUUCAGCAAGACCCACAACGCCUUGAGAUUUUCUGAAACAUGAACUGUAGAUAGCUUUUUAUUUGUCUGGUAACUUUUGGGACACAAAGAGGGGAGCCACAAACAAA